GAAAUGUACGUUUGCGACGCAUUCUCAUAUUUCUCCCUGGCCUGUUGUAGGACCGUUUUUUAGAAGGGUUGAAACAGAAUUUCUCGAACCUGGGUACCUCAAGUGGGAAGGCUAUCGAUCAAACAAAGUAAUUUCUUUGUGCAACUUGUUGGUUCAGCUGUUUAAUCAGGUAGCAUCAACCUACUAUUUUGUCCAGAAAAUGUGACUUUGUCAGCUUGCACUGAACUCAGUUCGCCCAAUAAUAGGUUAUUAUAGAGUAAGCCCCCUAACCUGAAACGCCACUGCGCCCGCUUCGCUCUUGUCCUAUAAUAAACUCGAUCCUCGCAGCGUCACAUGCCGACUUCUCACUCCACACUCCAUUCACGAGCUCAAAGCUAGCUACCUCUCCUCGCCGUGUCCUCGUCACUGUGCACGAGCACGUCGCCUUCCCUUCCGUUUCCCAACAAAGCCAAGAAUAAGGCACUCGCAGCCGAACGAGCGAGCACGAUGCUGGGAUGCUUCUCCCGGCUGCGGCGGCCGACGACGACGGGGUCGUCAGCGGCGCCGGAGCCCAUGCCGGCGGCGGCGUCCGACGAGGCGUCCACGUCGGCGGCCUCGACGACCUCAGCGGCGGGCUCCACCUCGCCGUGCUCGUCGUCGUCCUCGGCGCGCUGCAACAAGGACGACGACCACGCCGGCAACAACGACUCCAACUCCAUCGUCGCCGUGGGCAAGAACCCGUCGGCGCUGUCCGAGUUCGGGCUGUCCUCGGCCAUCGCGUCGCGCCGCUUCUUCCUCUCCUCCCCGGGCCGCUCCAACUCCAUCGUCGACUCGUCCGCGCACGGCGCCGCCGCCGCCGCCGCCGCCCUGGGCGUGGGCGUGGGCGCGGCUGGGGUGGCGGUGCCCACGUACUCGCCGGACCCGCACGCCGACUUCCUCCGGUCCAUGGAGGAGAUGGCCGCGGCGCUGCGUCUCGACGCGCGCCGCCGCGGCGACAGGGCCCGCCUCCACGAGCUGCUGCUCUGCUACCUCGCGCUCAACGACAGGCGCGCGCACAAGUACGUCGUCAGCGCCUUCACCGAUCUCCUCCUCCGCCUCACCGCCGCCGCAAACCUCGACGAUGACCACCACCAUGAUUAGCUCUUCCGACCUCCUAGCAUCAACCAGCAAUUCUCUUCUGGAGCCUGCAAUGACUGCGUUGCCAUCGCCAUGCACAGGGACAGCAUUUUUGAGUACGGAAAGUCAAAAAUCCUCUGCAAUAAUCGGCGAGUUACAUGGAACCUGAUCAUGCAUUAGCGUUACAAGAUCAACCAACUGUAAAUAUUGCUUUCAGCUCCACGUCGAAUUCCGUAGCUAGAUACCUGUUCGUGUGCUGUGUGCACAGCAUUUUGCUUCAACCUUUUUUUUUCUCUGGGUGUGUUGUGUGACUGUGUGAGCAGUGAGCGUUCUGGCUAAGAUAUGAUAUGGUUUUUUUUUCCUUCUAAAAACAAAGCUGCAUUUGCAUCGUGCUC
Molecule: messenger RNA, 1490 nt
Organism: Sorghum bicolor (sorghum)
Lineage: Eukaryota; Viridiplantae; Streptophyta; Magnoliopsida; Poales; Poaceae
Product: transcription repressor OFP12
Exons: 1
Coding region: 487-1119 (210 amino acids)
Biological process (GO): negative regulation of DNA-templated transcription
Source: RefSeq, a predicted model, not a curated record